Molecule: messenger RNA, 2282 nt
Organism: Sinocyclocheilus anshuiensis
Lineage: Eukaryota; Metazoa; Chordata; Actinopteri; Cypriniformes; Cyprinidae
Gene: tubgcp4
Product: tubulin gamma complex component 4
Exons: 18
Coding region: 222-2228 (668 amino acids)
Biological process (GO): mitotic cell cycle; meiotic cell cycle; spindle assembly
Cellular component (GO): spindle pole; microtubule organizing center; gamma-tubulin complex
Molecular function (GO): gamma-tubulin binding; microtubule minus-end binding
Source: RefSeq, a predicted model, not a curated record
CAGAUGAGUCCUCAUCAGCUGUAUGUGAUAAAAAUAUUAUGUUAAAUAUAAGUGCAGUGGAGCUGGCUGAGCACUUCCCCUGUCGCGCUCGGGAUUCGCGUCAUCAACAUGCGACCGGGGUUUUGGCGGUGCGAAAAUAUUAAUGAUGAGAAUUUGCUAUCUGUAUUUUUAUUAUCGUGUGUUUCAUUUGAAUACGCUAUCUAACUAACAGCACCGGCAAAAUGAUCCAUGAGCUGCUGCUGGCUCUGAGUGGAUAUCCAGGGACAAUAUUCACCUGGAAUAAACGGAAUGGAUUGCAGGUGUCCCAGGACCUUCCGUUCCUCCACCCCAGUGAGACCAGUGUCCUCAAUCGGCUCUGUAAAAUGGGCACUGACUAUGUGCGCUUCACAGAAUUCACAGAGCAGCACACGGGUCAUGUCCACCAACAGGAGCAUUACUCCAGCCAGCCGAGUCAGUCUGGGCUUCAUGGCAUUUACCUGCGGGCGUUCUGCACUGGGCUCAACUCCAUGCUGCAGCCCUAUCGGCACGCUUUACUGGACCUCGAAAAAGAGUUUUUAGGUGAUCCACACCUCUCCAUUUCUCACGUAAACUACAUGCUGGAACAGUUUCAGCUUCUCUUCCCCUCUGUGAUGGUUGUUGUGGAGACCAUCAAGUCUCAGAAGAUUCAUGGCUGCCAGAUCCUAGAGACUGUGUACAAGCACAGCUGUGGAGGACUGCCUCCUGUCAGGAUGGCCUUAGAGAAGAUUCUUGCAGUGUGCCAUGGCGUGAUGUAUAAGCAGCUGGCUGCGUGGAUGCUGCACGGGUUGCUGCUGGAUCAGAGUGAGGAGUUCUUUGUCAAGCAGGGCCCCAGCGCAGGCGGAGCCACAGCUGCACAGGAGGAAGAGGAGGAGGACCUGGGUAUCGGAGGGCUGAGUGGAAAACAGCUCCGUGAGCUGCAGGAUUUGAGACUGAUCGAGGAAGAGAACAUGCUCGCACCAUCCCUGCAGCAGUUCUCCUUGCGUGUGGAGAUGCUUCCCUCAUACAUUCCUGUUCGAGUAGCCGAAAAAAUCUUAUUUGUUGGGGAGUCGGUACAAAUGUUUGAAAAUCACAACCAGAGCCCAUCCCGAGCUGGGUCUAUACUGAAGCACCAGGAGGACAUGUUUGCAGCGGAGCUCCACAGACUCAAACAGCAGCCUCUCUUUAGUCUGGUGGACUUUGAGAAUCUUGUGGAUGGCAUUCGGAGCACAGUUGCUGAGCACUUAUGGACUUUGAUGGUUGAAGAAUCCGAUCUUUUGGGGCAGCUGAAGAUCAUAAAGGACUUCUACUUGUUGGGGCGAGGUGAACUGUACCAGGUCUUCAUUGACCUUGCUCAACAUAUGCUGAAAACCCCACCAUCUGCCGUUACUGAACAUGAUGUCAAUGUGGCAUUUCAGCAAGCGGCUCAUAAAGUGCUGCUAGACGAUGACAAUCUUUUGCCCCUCCUGCAUCUCACCAUAGACUACCAAGGGAAAGAAAGCAAAGAGGCUUCUGGGAAUCGAGAGGGCACCACUCCUCCACAGGAGACUUCUCCUCGUGAGGCUCCGCCUACUGGCUGGGCAGCGCUGGGAUUGGCUUACAAGGUUCAGUGGCCCCUACAUAUUCUUUUCACUCCUGCUGUGUUGGAGAAGUACAACGUAGUGUUCCGUUACCUGCUGAGUGUGCGUCGAGUCCAAUCUGAGCUGCAGCACUGCUGGGCCUUGCAGAUGCAGCGCAAGCAUCUUAAAUCAAACCAGAUGGAUGCCGUUAAAUGGAGACUCCGCAACCACAUGGCCUUCCUAGUGGACAACCUUCAGUAUUACCUUCAGGUGGAUGUUCUGGAGUCCCAGUUUUCACAGCUCUUACAACAGAUCAACUCCACACGAGACUUUGAGAGCAUUCGACUGGCCCAUGACCAUUUCCUCAGCAAUCUCCUUGCACAGUCUUUCAUUCUGCUCAAGCCUGUGUUCCACUGUUUGAAUGAGAUUCUGGACCUCUGUCACAACUUUUGUUCCCUGGUCAGUCAGAAUCUUGGGCCUCUGGAUGAAAGAGGAGCUGCGCAGCUGGAUAUUCUUGUGAAGGGUUUUAGUCGUCAGUCAUUCCUGCUCUUCAAGAUUCUUUCCAGUGUGCGUAACCACCAGAUAAACUCUGAUUUGGCACAACUGCUGUUACGACUAGAUUACAACAAAUACUACACACAGGCAGGAGGCACGCUGGGAAGUUUUGGGCUAUAAAGCGGCACCUGAAGAUUCGAGGCAAAAUUCAUACAUUGGUGCAUCUCAGCUUAU